AUGAUAGAAGUAAAGGAGAAAGCAGCUGAAAUCGAACACAUCAAUAAUAUGUUCCAUGAGAAACAACGUGAGUUGCAGUCGGCUGUAUUGAAAGUUGAUCAGUUAACGCAGCAACUUGACGAUUUGAGGAAAGGAAAAACAAAUGGUUUGCAGUCUUAUAAUGGACAAGUGCCAGGACCUGCUGCAGUUGAAUUAAAGAAGCUUUACCAAGAGCUGCAGAUUCGCAACAAGCUUAAUCAAGAACAAAAUACAAAACUUCAACAUCAAAAGGAACUGCUUAACAAGCGUAAUGUGGAAGUGACUAUGAUGGACAAAAGAAUCAGUGAACUUCGUGAACGUUUGUGGAAGAAGAAAUCUGAUGCACGUCAAAAGGAAAACAUCCCUCAGCUGAAUCGAAUUAAUGGCACGCCAACAACGCCAGCGCACUCUAACACCUCUGGUCGUGUGGCUGCCGUGGGACCCUACAUCCAAGUUUCUACUGCAACUAGAUCAGAAAGUAACCAGUCAUCACCAAGCGAGAUCUUGAAACCUCAGUCACUGACCAUAUCUAGCAACGGUGGCUAUGUGAUGACUAAAGCAAAAUCUGCUCAUGAUGGAAAUUGGCCAACACUCCCACAGGGCUCUGCUACUACAGGGAAAUCACCUACAACAACAACAAACAAUGACUGGAAGGAAUCCAACAUGGAUACAGUUUUGAAACCAGGAGCUGGAUCAAGUCAGACCCUGCCCACUUCCUCAACCAUUUCAAACAAUGAGAAAAUGGUGGGUAUUGAAUCAGGAAAAGUAACAACAUCUGUGCCCAGUGCAAUAAAGCAGCUGACUCAGUCGUAUGGACCUCACCCAAAAUCUUCUCUUGUCGCCAUUGGUUCUACGAAUUCACUAGAAAGAAUGAAAGAGGGCACUCAACCUCGGCCUAGUAUGGGUUCAGUCUCCAACAUAACUUCAGCAAACUGGCAGAGAGCUAUCCAGUCUUCACAGCCUGCAAGCACAUUUCAAGCAAGUGCCUCACAACAGAUUCAGCAGAGAAUUACUGUGCCUCCAAGUCCUACUUAUCAGCCAGCUGCUUCACCAUUGUUCUCUGCUGGAGAUAGCAGACCUGAUCCCCCACUGGCUGUGGCUGUAAGGCCAUUCUUGACUGACAAAGGUUCUAGGCCUCAGUCUCCACGAAAAGGGCCUCAAACCGUGAAUUCCAGUUCAAUUUAUUCAAUGUAUCUUCAGCAAUCUACUCCACCAAAGAACUACCAACAGGCUGCAUACAAUACCCUAAACAAAACACAUACUGUUAAAGCAAUGUAUGGGAAGCCAGUAUUGUCGUCUGGAUCAGGUUCUGCUUCACCGAGUCCUUUGCCUUUUACUCAUACUCCGCCUUUCCAAAGUUCUCAACCGCAGACCAGUGGUGAAAACCAAACUACUAAUGAAAAGGAUCUAGAACAUGAGAACUUGCCGCCCACCAAUUCAAAUGUUGAAAACAUACCACGUCCUCUGAGUCCUACGAAAUUAUUGCCGAUUGUGCACUCCCCAUUAAGGUAUCAAAGUGAUGCUGAUCUUGAAGCUCUAAGGAAAAAACUGGCACAUGCACCAAGACCUCUGAAGAAACGCAGUUCUAUAACUGAGCCAGAAGGCCCAAGUGGACCUAAUAUACAGAAGUUGCUGUAUCAGCGUUUUAAUACGCUAGCUGGGGGCAUGGAUAACAUGCCAUUUUAUCUUCCCAGUAACCAACAGGACUAUGUGGGGGCUUUAGCAGACGUUGAUAAUGGUAACACCAGCCUAAUAGAGUCUGGUUCUUUGCAGCCUGAACCAACAACUCAGCCUGACGUUCAACCAUCGUCGGAUGCCAAUGAUAACCAGCUGCCUUCUCCUAAACAUUCUGAAUUGAUUCAGACAGAUAACAAUGAGAUACCUGCUACAAUAGAGGACAAUAACAAUAAUCCUGCUGUUGUUCAAACAGAGCAACUGCCAAGUCCUCUGCCAGAAAUCAUAUCACCAGAGGGAGAUGUUCCUCCACCACCUGCUGUGCCACUGCAACCUCCUAUUAAACGUACAAAUUUGAAAAAACCUGAUUCAGAAAGGACAGGUUGUGGGAUGCGGGUAAAAUUCGAUCCUCUUGCUUUACUCCUGGAUGCUUCUUUAGAAGGAGAAUUUGAUCUUGUGCAGCGCAUUAUUUAUGAGGUUAAUGAUCCCAGUAGACCUAAUGAUGAAGGGAUUACACCAUUACACAAUGCAGUAUGUGCUGGUCACCAUCACAUUGUGAAAUUCCUUGUUGAUUUUGGUGUAAAUGCAAAUGCAGCAGAUAGUGAUGGAUGGACACCGUUACACUGCGCUGCUUCCUGCAAUAGCGUCCAACUCUGUAAACUGCUUGUGGAAUCCGGUGCUGCUAUUUUUGCUACAACUAUCAGCGAUGUUGAAACAGCAGCAGAUAAAUGUGAGGAGAUGGAAGAAGGUUUUGUACAGUGCUCACAGUUUCUUUAUGGAGUACAAGAAAAAAUGGGUGUCAUGAACAAAGGUGUAGUUUAUGCUUUGUGGGACUAUGAGGCCAAGAACAGUGAUGAAUUAUCGUUCCAUGAAGGCGAUCCUCUGACAAUCGUGAGGCGUAAAGAUGACAAUGAAACGGACUGGUGGUGGGCUCGUUUGAAUGACAAGGAAGGCUAUGUUCCUCGCAAUCUGUUAGGGUUGUACCCUAGAAUAAAGCCCCGGCAGCGAUCUCUGGCUUAGGGAUAUUGGUGAGCUAUUCUAAUCAGAAUCUGGAACGACACAUUGGCGGUGCUGCCCAUCCAGAAGAGGAAGUAGAUAUUUACGUGCUGUGAUUUGGAUAUGCAGUAGUUUAUGGUGCUUUUUCUCUGAACAAAGUCGCAUUGCUACAUCUGAAGAACACACGUGUACUCUAGCACACCUUCAUGUGUGCAUUCAAACAUGUGCACAUAUGCACACGCAUUUAGACCUGAACAGUCACAUUAGAACGUACGAACAGGCCUGCACAUUUCUCUGUUUGUUUCUCUCUCUCUCUCUCUCUCCGUCUUUCUCUCUCACACUCAUUCACACACACACAUGCACACACACGCGCGCACACAAAACAGAGGAAGUGGUGUUAUCUGAAAACCACUUGACCUCAGUAUUGUUAGUAUGUGGCAUGCUUGGCUGGCAGUGGUGGUAAGGGAAAUGUUUUAAUGCAACUUUUGUUGGUUUCAAGAAGGAAGUUAUAAUUUAUUGAAAGGUAAUGUGGAUGAACUAGCAGAAUUUGACUUGGUAUUGUGAUAAUUAAAGCUGUUAAAGGAUAUAAAAAUUUAUGCUUGGACAUGAAAAAUUUAAGUAACAUAGUAAUACUGCAAAUGUGAGAUGAACAAGGAUUUUAGUAAGGCAAGGUGCACUGUCUGAGUUGUAUGAAGUAAGUGAAGUGUAUGUGACUAAUGGAAUGGUGGAUGUACGAAUGACCAGAGGAUAUUGUCAUCUAUUAAUGUGUGUAUUUUAUGGAAAUGAUGCAAUAACUUUCACCACAUUUUGGUGCAAAACACUACAGCACUUCAUUAAAAUAAGUAUUCAAGUAUAUUUCUAUAUUAAAGAAUCUUUCAUUUAUUUUUUCCAAUUGCAUUUUUCUUUUUGAAAUAAUUCUAGGCAAACAUUCUAACAAAUGAUAAGUUUAUACAUGUAACAAAACAAUCUUUGGCUUGUUUACCAUGUUUCAUAUCUAACCUUUACCUAACAAGCAGUUCUGUUAACUGAGCACAGGGUAGUAUUGAAUGUAAAUAUUGUGAUGUAUAAGAUUAUAACAGUGGGCUAUAUUAUGUAUGACUAAGUGACUGAACUGUAAUUUUUUCAUAGUUGAUAGUACUACACUGCUUAACAAGUGUUAUGUAAACGUAUACAAUAAAAUACAAUGGCAUGAACAAA
Messenger RNA from Rhincodon typus (whale shark), 3885 nucleotides. RefSeq names its product protein phosphatase 1, regulatory subunit 13Bb (gene ppp1r13bb). Gene Ontology annotation, biological process: regulation of apoptotic process. The record is from RefSeq and is a predicted model, not a curated record. Bases 1 to 2712 code for a protein of 903 amino acids. Lineage: Eukaryota; Metazoa; Chordata; Chondrichthyes; Orectolobiformes; Rhincodontidae. Gene Ontology annotation, cellular component: nucleus. The transcript is spliced from 12 exons. Gene Ontology annotation, molecular function: p53 binding.